AUGGCCAAAGCCUAUGAUAGGGUUGAGUGGAAUUUCUUAGAUGCUAUGAUGAGAAGUAUUGGUUUUAGCUCUUCUUUUGUGGACCUGAUCAUGCGUUGUGUGACUUCUGUUUCCUUCAGUAUUCUUGUUAAUGGUUCACCUGGAGAGACUUUCAUUCCUAGCCGCGGUCUGAGGCAAGGAGACCCUCUUUCACCGUUUCUUUUCUUGUUUUGUGCUGAAGCUCUUUCAGGUCUUCUCAGGAAAGCAGAAACGCAGAACCUUAUUCAUGGUGCUCGCCUAUGUCGAUCUGCGCCCAGUGUGAGUCAUCUGCUUUUCGCUGAUGAUUGUGUUAUCUUUGGACGUGCCUGUGCAAAAGAGAUUCGAACUGUUUUAGAUAUUCUUGGCCACUAUGAGGGAGUUUCGGGUCAAAAGGUGAAUUUAGACAAAUCUGCUAUUACUUUCAGUGGAGGUAUUACAGAAGACAUCAAGGUUGAGUUGGCUAACCAGUUGGGGGUGAGAUGUGAGACAAUACAUGGAAGCUAUCUUGGUAUCCCAAGUACUGUGGGUCGUUCCAAGACUGAGAUCUUUCAGAUGCUUGUUGAUCGCACGAGGAAAAAAACUAAAGAUUGGAAGCGUCGGUUUCUGUCGGGGGCUGGAAAAACAACACUCAUCAAAUCUGUGCUACAAUCGAUCCCUUCGUACCUGAUGAGCUGUUUCGCAUUGCCGGAUCAGAUCUGCCAUCGACUUAAUAGUGUGGCAGCAAGGUUUUUCUGGGGUCAAAAGAGUGAGAAACGUCGUAUUCAUUGGAAAAGUUGGAGGAAGCUUUGUGGUCCCAAAAAUAAAGGAGGGCUUGGUUUUAGGGACCUCCAUCUUUUCAACAAGGCUAUGCUAGCUAAGCAAGUGUGGAGGAUUUUGCUCAAUGACUCUUCGAUGCUUGCGCGCUCUCUUAAAGCGAGGUAUUUCCCAAGGUCGGAUAUCCUCCUAGCCAAUAAUGCUCAUAAUCCAUCUUACGCUUGGAGAAGCUUAUUGGUAGGUCGUGAUCUGUUGAUCAAGGGAUUGGCUUGGCGUAUUGGAGAUGGCGCUCGAAUCCGUAUUGGUAUUGAUGCUUGGAUUCCGAUUGGGGAUGGUAAUUUCCGGGCUGCUACUGUUCCUUUGGAGUGGAAUAAUACAAGAGUGUUUGAGCUCCUCCUUGAUACGGGUCAUUGGGAUCCUGCGAAGCUCUCUCUGUUUCUCAGUAAUGAGGAGUUAUGGAAAUUCUCGAACCAUCUACAACCAAAUCUCACUGCUGCUGAUCGACCUUUUUGGCCUUCUGGGAAAUGUAACUCCUAUUCUGUUAAGUCUGGAUACGCCCUUGCUUAUAAUCUCAGAGAAGCAAAUGAACCGUCGUCGUCCGGAGGGAAUGACCGUCUGUAUAAUUGGAUUUGGAAUCUAGAGGUGAUCCCUAAAGUCCGCCUCUUUCUGUGGAAAUGUCUGGUUGAAGCGCUGCCCACUUCUAGAGCUCUGCUCUCAAGGUCCAUUUCUGUUGAUCCUUCAUGUCCUCGAUGUGGCGAAGACAUUGAGACUGUGGAACACGCUCUUAGAGAUUGUAGCUGGACUCGUUUCUUUUGGUCGGCUUCUCCUCUUCGCCUUCCUCCAACGCCAAACGAAGAGAUUUGUACUAUCCCAGAUUGGUUUGAGAAGAUUAGAGAGUCAAAUGAGAAGGAUGUCCAUAAAGUUUUUGCUAAUUUGAUUUGGACGUUGUGGUACGCUAGGAAUUUACUUGUGUUUCAGGGAAAGAUCUUAAGCCAUCAAGAGUGUUUUGACAUGGCCAAACGCACCUUCUGGACCAAGAUUACGUGUAUGCCGGACUCUAAACAGCCAAAUCCUCAUAAGGUCUGUCGGAGUAGGGACAGCCAACUGGUGGUGGCCUGCGACGCUGCUGUCUUGAAUGGAGUAGGGGUGGGGUAUGGAGCUGUGGUUACUAGUGCUUCCGAUUCGGUUGAGUGCUGUGGUUUUGGCUUCCUACCUGGGGCGUUUUCUGUGAUUGAAGGCGAAGCUGCUGCUAUGCUUGAAGGAAUGCGGGUGGCUGUGGAUUACGGAUGGGAUGAUUUGAUUAUGGAAACGGACUGUCAAGAUCUUUUUUGGAUGCUUACAAAUAGGAAUGAAGACAGAUCUUACCUUGGGGAUGUUCUUACCAGCAUCUGGGAGAUGGCUAACAAUCUGAGAUCAGUUGAAUUCAGUUGGACACCAAGAGAAGGAAAUGCAAAAGCAGAUCGUCUGGCCAAAUUUGCUUUACUGUCUAGGGCUGAGCCCUCUUCUUCGUUUUCUUUUCCUAAUGUAACCGUUAACAGCUCUUUGGUUUAA
Molecule: messenger RNA, 2322 nt
Organism: Salvia miltiorrhiza (redroot sage)
Lineage: Eukaryota; Viridiplantae; Streptophyta; Magnoliopsida; Lamiales; Lamiaceae
Exons: 1
Coding region: 1-2322 (773 amino acids)
Molecular function (GO): RNA-DNA hybrid ribonuclease activity; nucleic acid binding
Source: RefSeq, a predicted model, not a curated record